AUGUAUGCCCGGAAGGCAUUGCCACAAGGCCCCUUCAUUCCGAGAGCUCCACUGUUCCUGGCGGCCUCUCCAGAUCUGAAAGGAUUCUGCCUGGCCCCCUCACCAUCCACCUCAGCACGGGCUCAGGGGGCGGCGCCGCCGCGGAGGCCCGGGCCUUCCACGCGGCUGGCGGAGAAGGCGGAGCCGGGGCUUCGCGCGCGGGAGCGGGGCCGAGCCCGGAAGGUGGCGUCCGCGUGCGGCAGUCGUGGGGGCCGCAGGGCGUCCUCGCUGGGCCGCAUCGCGGUGGUGGUGGACCAAGGAUCGGGCUUCACCAAAGCGGGCUUCGCGGGCGAGGACCGGCCGCGCCUGGUGCUGAAGAGCUCCAGCCUGGUGCCCAGCUGGGACCGGCCCGUGCUGCCCGGCGCGCCGGGCUGUGAGCUGGCGGGCGGGGUCGCGCGGGCGCACCCCAUCAAGCACGGCGUGGUGGUGGACUGGGAGGCGCUGGAGGGGCUGUGGGACCGCCUGCUGGUGGGCGGCUUGCGGGUGUGCCCGGAGCGGUGGCCCGUGCUGGUGAGCGACUCGCCGUCGGCGCCACCCGCGGGCCGGGAGAGGGUGGCUGAGCUGCUGUUCGAGGCCCUGGCAGUGCCCGCGUGCCACAUAGCCAGCACCGCGUUGUUGGCGCUCUGCUCCACGGGUGCGCUCAGCGGGCUGGCCGUGGAGGCAGGCGCGGGCGUCUGUCAUGCCACGCCCAUCUACGCGGGUCACUCCUGGCAGGAGGCCACCUUCCGGCUGGAGGUGGCAGGCAGCACCCUGUCGCGUUACCUACGGGAACUGCUGGUGGCAGCAUGCCCGAUCUUUCAGCUGCAGGCCCUGCCCCGCAAGACCAUCACACAGCUCAAGAAGCGCUGCUGCUAUGUGUCACUGGACUUUGAGGGUGACCUCCGUAACCCUGCCUGCCACCAUCCGGCCAGCUUCUGCUUAGGCAAUGGCUGCUCCAUCCACCUGAGCAGUGAGCGCUUCUGCUGCCCAGAACCCAUCUUCCAACCGGGUCUGCUAGGCCAGGCUGCACCAGGACUGCCUGCACUGGCCUUCCGGGCACUGCAGAAGGUGUCCACGACACUGAGGACACGGCUGGCCGACACAGUGGUGCUGGCUGGUGGCUCCACGCUCUUCCCUGGCUUUGCUGAGCGCCUAGACAUGGAGCUGGAGGCCCAGUGCCGGCGGCAUGGCUAUGGGGCCCUGCGGCCACGCCUGGUGGCCAAGCCCAAUCGUGGCAUGGCCGUGUGGACCGGUGGCUCCAUGGUGGCCUCACUGCAUUCUUUCCAGAGCUGCUGGAUGACUCGGGCCAUGUACCAGGAGUGCGGUUCCAGGCUGGUGCACCAAGUGUUCAACUGA
Messenger RNA from Choloepus didactylus (southern two-toed sloth), 1374 nucleotides. RefSeq names its product actin like 10 (gene ACTL10). The record is from RefSeq and is a predicted model, not a curated record. Bases 1 to 1374 code for a protein of 457 amino acids. The transcript is spliced from 2 exons. NCBI's taxonomy places the organism in Eukaryota, Metazoa, Chordata, Mammalia, Pilosa, Megalonychidae.